Messenger RNA from Scomber scombrus (Atlantic mackerel), 2403 nucleotides. RefSeq names its product E3 ubiquitin-protein ligase TRIM39-like. The coding region runs from base 1 to 1641 and encodes 546 amino acids. The transcript has a single exon. The record is from RefSeq and is a predicted model, not a curated record. Gene Ontology annotation, molecular function: zinc ion binding; protein binding. Lineage: Eukaryota; Metazoa; Chordata; Actinopteri; Scombriformes; Scombridae.
AUGUCUGCUGCCAGCUGUCUGAGAUCUGAAGAUCAGUUUCUGUGCUCCAUCUGUCUGGAUGUGUUCACUGAUCCAGUCAGCACACCAUGUGGACACAACUUCUGCAAAAACUGCAUCAAUGAACACUGGAACAGUAAUGACCAGUACCUGUGUCCAAUGUGUAAAAAGGUUUUCAACACAAGACCUGAACUUCACAUCAACACUUUCAUCUCUGAGAUGGUUUCUCAGUUCAGACAGGAAGCUCAACAGAAAGCCAGCAGCAGCAGCUCAGAGCAACAAGCUGCCAAACCAGAAGUUCCCUGUGACGUCUGUACUGGAACCAAACUGAAGGCCCUGAAGUCCUGUCUGGUGUGUCUGACCUCCUACUGUGAGACUCACCUGGAGCCUCAUCUGACAAUGUCAGGUCUGAAAAGACAUCAUCUGAUGGACCCUGUGGAGAACCUGGAAGACAGGAUGUGUAUGAAGCACGAUAAACCUCUGGAGCUGUUCUGUAAGACUGACCAGACAUGUGUCUGCAUGCUCUGCUCUGUUUUAGACCACAAAACACAUGAUGUUGUUCCUCUGAAAGAAGAAUAUGAAGGAAAGAAGGCAGAGCUGGGGAAGACAGAGGCUGAAAUUCAGGAGAUGAUCCAGAAGAGACGACUGAAGAUUGAAGAGAUCAAACACUCAGUUGACCUCAGUGAGGAAGCUGCAGACAGAGAGAAAGCAGAAGGUGUUCAGGUCUUCACUGCUCUGAAGGAGUCUGUUGAGAGAAGCCUGAAUGAGCUCAUUGAUACGAUUGAAGAGAAGCAAAGAACAACAGAGAAACAGGCUGAAGACUUCAUCAAAGAGCUGGAACAGGAAAUCUCUGAGCUGAAGAAGAGAAGCUCUGAGGUGGAGAAGCUCUCACACUCUGAAGACCAUCACCACUUCCUCCAAAACUUCCUAUCCCUGAAAGCUGCUCCACCCACCAAAGACUGGACAGAGGUCAGCGUCCGUCCAUCAUAUGAGGGGACUGUGGUGAGAGCUGUGGCUCAGCUGGAGGAGACGCUUAGUAAACAGAUGAAGAAGCUGUUUGUUGAGGCUGAGCUGAAGAGAGUCCAGCAGUAUGCAGUGGAUGUGACUCUUGAUCCUGAUACAGCACAUCCUAAUCUCAUCCUGUCUAAUGAUGGGAAACAAUCAAAUUAUGGUGAUGUGAGGAAGAAUCUCCCAGACAACCCAGAGAGAUUUUCUUAUUGUGUGAGUGUGUUAGGAAAGCAGAGUUUGUCUUCAGGCAGAUUGUACUUUGAGGUUCAGGUUAAAGAGAAGACUGACUGGACUUUAGGAGUGGCCAGAGAGUCGAUCAACAGGAAAAUAAAAAAGACACCAAUAUUUAGGGAUGGUUGCUGGAAUAUAUGGUUGAGAAAUGGAAAUGAGUACAUUGCUUGUAAUAGCCCUUCAGUCCAUCUCUCUCUGAAGUCUCGUCCUCAGAAGGUGGGGGUGUUUGUGGAUUAUGAGGAGGGUCUGGUCUCCUUUUAUGAUGUAGAUGCUGCAGCUCUUAUCUACUCCUUUACUGGCUGCUCCUUCACUGAGAAACUCUACCCAUAUUUCAGUCCCUGUUUUAAUGAUGGUUGUAAAAACUCUGCCCCUCUGAUCAUCUGUCCUGUCAAUCAAACUGAGUAAUCAGCUGUUUUAUUUUAUGAGAGCAAAUAUAAACAUUCAGUGUCUCACACUGUGCACUGUACAUUUUGUUUAUUAAGAAUAAUAAAUAACUUAAAUACAGAAGUAUUUAUGUAUCCCAUGAAAAGUGAGAUCGCUAUUUAAAGUUAAAAGUAUUAAGACUUCUGAUCAAAUUCACACGAUUGUUGUAAAUGUGAAGUUUUACUGCUCUAUGUAAGAGAAACUGAAUAUUUUCGGUACUUGGACAUUCUUAGUAUUUUCUGACCUUUCUUGGAGUAAAAAUCAAUCAAAUCCAAAGGAUAUUAGAUAGGUUAAUUUAAAUGGAAAUAAUCAUUAGGUGCAGUAAACGGUGAUUAGGUGAAAUAUAUGUUCAUUUAUAUUUUUUAUAUUUGAAGUUUGGUUUGUUAUCGGUCACUUUGCCAUUUUCUGUUUGUUUGAAUACUGAUGAGAUUGAUUAUGAUUUAAAGAAAUCUGUAAAUAUGUGAUUGUAAAGAAACCAACUGUAAACUAAACUAGGUGUGUAGUUUUAAUGUGAUGCUUUAACAACAUGACCUGAGUAAGCAGUGACUUGUUGAACACCAAACAGUAAAAAUAAAGCCUGGUUUACAGAGAAGCUGUGUUUGUGUUUCUGUUACAGUUCAUUAACAAUCACUAAUGUUUUUACUGCUUUAUUUAACAUACACUUAUUAGUCUACAUUAUGCAGCUUUGUAUCAUCAUCAUUAGUUUCUCUCUGCACUGCUUGUUGUUUUUAUUUAACUGACCUA